Molecule: messenger RNA, 3250 nt
Organism: Lytechinus variegatus (green sea urchin)
Lineage: Eukaryota; Metazoa; Echinodermata; Echinoidea; Temnopleuroida; Toxopneustidae
Product: queuine tRNA-ribosyltransferase accessory subunit 2-like
Exons: 9
Coding region: 90-1355 (421 amino acids)
Molecular function (GO): tRNA-guanosine(34) queuine transglycosylase activity
Source: RefSeq, a predicted model, not a curated record
GCCCGAAUCGACUUUGAAAAAUAUAGAGAACUUUCAAUGUUUUAAGGCGUAAGGGUAAUCGUUUUCGAUCAAAACACAUCAGAUUGCCAAUGAAGUUCAUUCUUGAAUCUAUCACAAAGGAAGGAUGUCGAUGUGGUAUCAUCAAGGAGCUUGGGAGUCGUGGCAACCUGGCCAUCGACACACCAACCUGUUUAUUGUACACCAGAGCUGGCGCUGUGCCCCAUCUGACAUGGGAUCUUGUUGAGAAAAUGAAGCGCAGGCCGCAGUGUUUGCAGAUGACCUGUGCUACCUUUGCUGACCAGCAAGACUCCCUCUCCAGGUUUGGGAAAGGGAUUGCCGAGUUUGCCAGCAUUCCUGCCAAUGGGAUGAUCUACUCCAGCAUCCAAGACCCUGCUCACCCAGCACCAACAGGAUAUAAUGAUAAAAACAGUGUCUCCAUCUUUACCCCUUCUGGAAGGACUAAGAUUGAUGUGGGACUGUUUAUUACUCUACAAGAAGCUAUCCAGCCUGACUGGUUUGAGGCAUUAUGUGAUGGGGACACACCUCAAGGGUGUUCAGUCAAAAGAACCAGGAAAGCUGUCGACAGAACCCUCACCCUCCUUGAUACCUGCCUUGAGGCGCAUCAAAAGUCAGAGAUACUCCGUAAUUCUGACAUCCUUGGCGUCAUCGAGGGUGGUCAGAUAGUGGCAGAGAGGCAGCGGUCAGCAAAGGAAACUGCCCUGAGACCGGUAGCUGGUUUUGUGGUGGAUGGUGUCAUUGAUCAAGAGAUGGACAGUAGUACCAAGUGUGAAAUCAUUCAAGCUGUCCUGAAAGAGCUUCCAGAGAGCAAACCUAGACUCCUACCUGGUGUCAGCAAUCCAAGCGAUAUUCUAGAAGCAGUGGAGGCAGGGAUAGAUAUCUUUGAUUCUUCAUAUCCAUACAAAGUUACACAGAGAGGUUGUGCUCUAGUGUUUCCUUUAUAUGGACUACCGGACUCUUCAGGUAUAGUAGAUGCGGAAUCUGCAGACUCAAACCAAUCUCAGCAGGUCUAUACCUCUGGUAAUGGUCCACAGGUCAAUAUGUCUGGUGAGGGUCAAGAAGAGAAUGGUCAACUUGAUCUAAGAUUUGAGCUGGAUCUUUCAGAUUCAAGGUUUGCUGAAGAUUUUAGCCCAGUUUUUCCAGGCUGUGACUGCUACUGUUGUACGCACCACACCAAGGCAUACAUCAACCAUCUUCUCAAUGUCAACGAACUAUUAGCGAGAGUGUUACUCAUGACUCACAAUUGCCACCACUACUUUGAGUUCUUCCACUCCAUCAGGACAUCAUUGAAAGAAGGGACAUUCCAGAAACUGAAAGAUACCAUCAGCAGCAGAUGACAUUGGCCAUGCAGCUAGUAGUAGGUUAUUCUUGUAUAUAAUGCAACUGACAGACCUAACAACAUCCAACUUGAUGCCAGCUUUCUUUUUUUUUAAGUCUAUUAAUUAACUCUAUUCCCACACUGCAAUAUCAUGUAUUACAACAUUGUGAAUGGACUAGUAUGAGUUAUACAUCCAAGUUGUUGCCAGCAUUUUCAUUCAGUAAAGUUCAUUAAUUAAGUUCAUUAAUUAACCCUAUUCUGACUUCACAUUUUCAUGUAUGGACUAAUAUGAGUUAUACAUCCAACUGGAUGCCAGCUUUUUUUAAAUUUCAUCAUUAAUUAGCCCUAUUCGGACAUCACAUUCUCCUGUAUUACUGCAUUGUGAAUCGACUAGUUUAAGUUCUACAUCCAACUUGAUGACAGCAUUUUCUUAUAAAGUUCAUUAAUUAAACCUCUUCCCACGUUGCAUUCUCAUGCAUUCAACAAGUACAAAAGAUGGCCUAGAUUUCAAUAUGUGCCUGCUCAACUCUCCCCUUUUAUUUUAAAGAGAUCUGAAACAUUUUACAAUUAUAAAAGAAAUUCCAGACAACUGCUUUUGAAAUCCAACUUCGUAUAGCAAUCAAACAUAACCCACAUACAAUUAUAACAUGUACAUCUUCCAUACAUUGCACAGGCUUUUGGAAGUCAGACUAAAACUGAAAUUAUGCUUCAACUCUCCCCCAUCUCCCAAUGUACUAUGAAUUUCUAGGAGACUUUCACAUGUUUAGUUGUGUGAUAAUACAUGUACCAUACUGACUUGGAAGUAGUGAUAUAUUGAAUUCUUGCCAUGUGAGUCUCGAGAUUAACCUGGGUCCCGUAACACAAAGGUUAGCAAUUCAUCAUUUGUUUGAUUUUCACGAUUGAGUGUGCAUUGUAGUCUAUGCAAUCAAACAUAGAAAAAUGUUCUACGAUCAUUGUUAAGCUUUGCGUUACAGGCCCUUGAUAGAUUCCUCUGACAUUUCAAGAGGUGGGAAAUCAUGUGAGCAUAACAGACCCAUUCAUGUUGUGUUUCUCAGAGUGUUAUUAAAGGCCAUCACAUUCCUUACGACUGGUCCAUGAUCCAAUUUAUGGAACAAAUCGCAUUUUGCUCAUUUUAUGAAAAAAAAUGUCAAUGAAAAGUAUCUUUUUAUUUGAGGUUCAGGUUAACUGAAAGAAUAUCAAUAUAACAAUGUUGGAUGAUUGCAAACCUUUAUUUUGUUGGAGUAAAGGCCAAAGUAGUUUCAAAUCGUAGCCAAUGGUAAUGUGGCGUAACUGGGCUCUGUCGGGUUAGCGUUCUUGCCACUGUGCAGUCUCCAAAAGCCAGUCCAUGCUUUUCUUCACUUAUAUACCUCUUUUGGGGGCAGAUUCUCCCACAAAAAUCUAUUGUGUAACGUGAUACAUCUCCCUGAAAUACAGAAUCAAGCACUAGCACUCGCCUUAAAGAAACCAAAAUGGAGAGAUCCCGUGUACAGUAAGUCUUGAUUUAAUCGGAGCUGACUGUACACAAUCGUACAUCAUCGCAGCUCCUAGCGAUCUGACAUACUUCUCAAAGUUAUUACAUCAAAAAUAUAUAUAGCCCUCCACGAUCAACUAAGUUAUGCAAGUUGUUAUGCUACACAGCCCAUCCCCAAGUCUGGGCUGUCCUCGGACCACAUGUAAAAAUUAAUGUAUCCUUGUAAACACUCAUCUCAAUCUUCAUAAGUAAAACAUCUUUCGCAAAAAAAAAUAAGUACAAAAUAAAGAAAGUAUAAAACACAUUGUUAAAAAUGUACAGGUAUAUACAAUGGCAUAGCACAUAAAGAAAGCACUGUUCUCACACUUGAAUGACUUUAUAGAUGUUUCUAAGACCUUUCCUAAAAAACAACAUUCUUAGCUUCAUGUCCAAACAUGAGGUUU